UCUGUAUUGGUCGGGGCAUGUACAAAGAGAUCACAGAAGAAACGCUGACUGGAAAUGAAGCAACUUUGCUUGAAGAUGCUUGUGGCUUCUUAAACCAACCACUGCUUAAAGUAACAGCUGGAUAUUUGGUGAAGAUCUUUUGCAGAAGGUUUGGUGAAGAUUUGUUUGAAGAGUUAUCAAAGUUACCUUUUUAUUCAAGGCUCUUUGAAUCUGUUAUUGGGAUGUCUGAAGAAAAUAUCAAGAAGAACUUGAGCUUUUUCACCACAGCUGGUGAAACAUAUGGUGCAGCUGUUCAAACCUUAAUACAUAUCAACAGUAUGGAUAAUGAAGAUGAUCUGACACAGCUUUGUAACCUGGCUGAAGAAUCCACUGAGGAGUUUUUACAGGUUUCACUGGCUUUGGUUAAAUGGGUUCCAGAUUGUGAAGAAACUGAACCUGAAGUGUUAAAAACUUCAGUCUUUGAAUAUCUGCAAGAAAACGUGAAACUUGAUGAUGACAAAGGAGAUUUAAUGAUAAAAUUUGUCCAAGAUUUACCCAAAGAUCCUGCAAUGAAUGGUGAGGAUAGCAACCCAGUUUUAAAGAAGAUUCAUGAUGUGAUGGUGGACUUAGGCCUCUCACUUAUUGCAAGCAAAAGCUCUUUGUUGAAUGAUCUGAAAACCUUGAUGACAAAUCCAGGGUCAAUAGAAACAAUGUUCCUGCCAACAAUGCCACAAUCAUCAUACUUUGAUGUUAUGAAUAUUAUAAAACUUCAAAUGCCGGGUUAUCAACAGCGGGCUCCUAAAUCCUAUGUAUGUCCAAAUGGUCACCCAUAUUUUAUUGGUGAUUGCACUAACCCAGUAGCCACAAACAUACGAUGCCCAGACUGUCGUCAACCUAUUGGAGGUGUGAAAGAAGGUACUUUACAACCAGGCAACAGAGCAGAAGAAAUCACAGAAAGCAGUCAAGCCGGAUACAAACUUGGACUUCCGGGACCUUCAGUACCUGAGCGCGAAUUGAGUCGACUUUCAGUUUGUGUUCAAAGAUUCUUCCUCCAUUUAAUAUUCUACAUGAGAGUGAACAAUUGUGGAGAUGUGGCAAGGUGUCUUAAAAAAACAACGGCAGAAGAAUGUCAUCAACAUUUACAAAAUCAUCUGCUUAGAGAUUUGAAAAACUUCUCAGAUUUGUUCGGCAAAAGUUUUGACAAUGUUUUCUUGCUUCUUCACCAAAUUAUGAAGAAAAUCCGUACUGAUCAGACCAACCAAGUUGGCGGCGCAACUUUGUCAACUCUUAAUGGAAGAAAGUUGUGGGAGAGCGAGUUCCAUCGUUUGUAUCUCGCUGAAUAUUUUACAAACGCUGAUCAACACAUUGAUGAUGCAAGGAAGAUGUAUUUGGAGUUUGAACAACAGAAUGAGUUCAUGAGGUUGGUUUAUGAAAUGCAAGAAGAUGAAGAGGAGACAGAAGUGAAUGAAGAAGAAAUCACAUCAUGGGAUGAAAGGUUUCUAUGGCGAUACAGGAUCCAUAUCACAACUGAUCAUCUGAAGCAACAUCUGGAAGGUUCUGUAUCAACAGAAAAUGCUGAAGGCGUUGUAUUGAAGACAAUCCUAAACGUCCCCCAUCUACAAACAGUGAAAAAGCUUCCAGAAAUUUUGUUUCUUCAGAAUACGUUGAUACAAAAAUAUCGACAAAAAGUUGACAUAAAAGACAUGGAUGAAAUAAAUAUGGCCGAUUAUUUGAGGGAGAACGACAUUCCUUCUGUGAGAAACGCGUUUCAAACUUAUAUCUCUGUUUGGAACAUGUUAAGAGAAAGCUUUCCACGCAACAAUGCUCCCGAUGGAAUAUUUGAGUCUGAUAUUGAUGAAACUUCUCCUUUGUCGAUGUUCAUCCCCAGCUCAGCUGGAAGGGGGAUUUGCGCACUCACACUUACACUAUACGUGGUGGAACAACAGAAUACAUUGCUACAUAAAUGUAGAGAACUUAUAAAGCCACAGCCUGUAUUUGAUGUAAUCGAGUCUGCCAAUUUGACGCCAAAUUCUUUGAUAAACCUCGACUGCGAUAAAGAUUUGUUGCCGGUCGUCCUCGCUAACUCACAAUACCAAGCCACUACAAGGGAUGGGGGAUCAAAACAAAUCAUCUGCUACAGGAUUCCAGCACUUGAAAAACAGAUUUUGGAAAAGUACAUUCUGCAUAAAAACAUCAUAAAUGAACAGUCUCUCCCCACCAUGGUAUACUAUCAAGACAUGGGGAUAGGAAGGGAAUGUGAGGCAAUGAUGGAACACGUUCAACAGCAACCUCUGCCGAACAAAAUGUCCCAGAAAGUGAACGCUGUUGCUGGAAACAAAGGUUUGCCUGAUGUUUGCGAUGCUGUGAGAGCCAUCACCCUUGCUAUCACAUACUUGGCAAAGUUCCCUGGCAACCCUGACCAACCUUUGCUUGGUUUGUUUGAAACUUUGCAAGUUAAUCUAGAAGAGCGAGCGUUAGUUCCCAAGGAAACAAAACUGCAGCAGUUACUGUCGCUGUAUGAACAUUUAUCGUGGCACAGAUCAAUGAAGUUUGUGAAGGUUGACGGCGAUCCAUUUGAGAAUGUUUUGGAGGAAGAAAAUCGUGAAGAAAUUAAAGAUAUUGAAACCUUCAAAGACAGUCUUGUUCCUCACCUCGAGCAGAUUGGGAUGGAACUUAAUUCGUUUAUCUUCAUAAAAGCCAGAGGUCUUGAUCAUAACAUGAGCUUAAGAGAUUCCUUGCAAGAGUAUAUGAAUGGGAAAGACAAUGGAAAAGCUGCAUGGUUGAAGUUGUUGCCUCAAACUCUGAAGUUGAAACAUUCAAUCCAUUUGUUUCAAGUUGUAGUUAAAUCUAUGAAGAUAUAAAAUGCAAGAAGAAUGUGAUGCAUAUGCAACGAUAGUAGUUGUUGAUAAUUAGAUUAAAUAAAUAGGAAAACCUGUUUUACUUUACUCAGUAAUUGUUUAACCUGAAUCUCAAUGAUAUUUCUUCACCAUUAUGCUAAUAGGCCACUGUGUGUAGGGUGGUUGAAAAUAAUAUGUAAUUUUUCUUCAUUUUCAUUUCCAAUCUAAGUGACUUCAUUUUUAUUAUAUAAGUUUCUUCAGCUAUUACAAAUAUAAGUUUCUGUAAUGUUGCAUAUUUAAAUGCGACUCAUUGCUUUUUAUAAUUUCUUCAGUAUCAAACAUCUUCAUUUCAGUAUUCUUCUUCUUUCAAUGUUUAUCUGAUUCGGAAUAAAUCAUGAAAUCAGGUUUCAA
Molecule: messenger RNA, 3227 nt
Organism: Ciona intestinalis (vase tunicate)
Lineage: Eukaryota; Metazoa; Chordata; Ascidiacea; Phlebobranchia; Cionidae
Source: RefSeq, a predicted model, not a curated record